Messenger RNA from Epinephelus moara (kelp grouper), 8698 nucleotides. Its product is annotated as tetratricopeptide repeat protein 28-like. NCBI's taxonomy places the organism in Eukaryota, Metazoa, Chordata, Actinopteri, Perciformes, Serranidae. The record is from RefSeq and is a predicted model, not a curated record. Gene Ontology annotation, molecular function: protein binding. Bases 806 to 7954 code for a protein of 2382 amino acids. The transcript has 24 exons.
UGCUAACUGCAAAGGAGCGCAGGGAAAGGAAGUCAUCUGAGAGCUGUAGUCCAGUUUGUUGCUGUUGCUGGAAUCAGGAUAUCCUUCCAGCUCCUCGCAGAAAUUCCAGGGAUUUUUUUUUUCUUUUGGUGGUUGUACCCCCUCCUCCCCCUCUGAAAGUAAUCUCCCUGCUUGUCGCGCUGUUUCCGCCUGGCUGUGUUGGACUGUUUCUCCACAAAUACUUCCAAAAGUGUGUUUCGACCGCUGGAAAACCACUGUGAUGAAUAUUUCUGCAUUUCGGCACACAUUCCGUCUUCCUAUCGGUUCCUGUGGAUCGAAGAGAGCAGAUUGGACAGUCUGUCUGGACUAACGGUGAAGCCUACUCACAGGGACGACUUCGUUUCGAAAAAGUUUAAGAAUAUUUUUUUUCCUUAUAGGCUACACAGUCCAGAUUGGUCCUGGAGGCGCCGAUCCUGCGUGCCGAGUGAGGAGGGAGUGGGUUCGUAACGGACUCAUACUUUGGAUUUUACGCACAGGAACCUUUCCCCCAAACACUGUCAGUCGACACCAUGUGUCUCUGAUUUAUUCUCCGAGCUCAACUGUGGAUUUAACCGGUGUAUGAUUUGUGUUGACUGUGCUGUCUCCCCCCCCUAAAAAAUUGCCGCAAAGCUGAGACUCGCACAUCAUCAUGCAUCGCUUCUUGGAGAAAAUCUGCUGCAAAAUUGAGGGAAGUCGGGAGGCAGCAUGACUUGCGCUCUGGAUUUCUUUGAAUCUACAUUCCAUUCUCAUAUAAGAUCUUAAUGCUGUUCAAUUUUGGUUUACAAAUAUGAUGAAAUGGCAGCCCCGGAAGAAGGCAUACUUCCGACAGGGUGUUGCCCUUCAGUACCUUGGUCGCCAUGCCGACGCUCUGGCCGCCUUCGCCUCCGGGCUGGCCCAAGACCCCAAGAGCCUACAGCUACUGGUGGGCAUGGUAGAAGCCGCCAUGAAGUCGCCACUACGAGAGUCUCUCGAGCCCACCUAUCAGCAGCUGCAAAAAAUGAAGCUGGACAAAAGUCCCUUUGUGGUGGUGUCUGUGAUUGGCCAGGAGCUGCUGACAGCAAGCCACCACACAGCCUCUGUUGUGGUGCUGGAAGCCGCUUUGAAGAUCGGCACAUGCAGCCUCAAGCUACGCGGCUCCGUCUUCUCGGCCCUCAGCAGCGCCCACUGGUCCCUGGGCAACACCGAGAAGAGCACUGGCUACAUGCAGCAGGACCUGGAGGUGGCCAAGACCUUAGGUGACCAAACAGGGGAAUGCCGCGCUCAUGGGAAUCUGGGUUCGGCAUUCUUCUCCAAGGGAAACUACCGCGAAGCGCUGACCAACCACCGCAACCAGCUGGUUCUGGCCAUGAAGCUAAAGGACAGAGAGGCUGCUUCGAUGGCGCUGAGCAGCUUGGGCCACGUAUAUACAGCCAUAGGGGACUAUCCGAACGCCCUAGCCAGCCACAAGCAGUGUGUCCUGCUGGCCAAGCAGUCCAAGGAUCAGCUGUCUGAGGCUCGCGAGCUGGGAAACAUGGGGGCUGUCUACAUCGCCAUGGGAGACUUUGAAAAUGCUGUCCAAUGCCACGAGCAGCACCUGGGCAUUGCCAAGGCCCUGGAAAAUAAACGAGAGGAAGCUCGGGCCUAUAGUAACCUGGGCAGUGCCUACCACUACCACCGCAACUUUGACAAGGCUAUGUCCUACCAUACUCAUGUUCUGGAGCUUGCCCAAGAGCUGGAGGAAAAGUCCAUUGAGAUGAGAGCCUACGCAGGACUGGGUCAUGCUGCUCGCUGCAUGCAGGACUUGGAGAGGGCCAAGCAGUACCAUGAACAGCAGCUGUCGAUAGCUGAGGGUUUGAAGGACAGGGCCGCAGAAGGAAGGGCCUCCUCCAAUCUGGGCAUCAUCCACCAGAUGAAGGGGGACUAUGAGACUGCACUGAAACUCCACAAAACACACCUGGCCAUUGCUCAGGAGCUGAAUGACUAUGCUGCUCAGGGCCGGGCCUAUGGUAACAUGGGUAAUGCCUACAAUGCCCUGGGAGCCUUUGACCAGGCUGUUCGCUACCAUCGCCAGGAGCUGCAGAUUUCCAUGGAGGUUAAUGACCGGGCCUCGCAGGCCUCCACCCAUGGAAACCUGGCUGUGGCGUACCAAGCCCUGGGAGCCCAUGACCGCGCUCUACAACAUUACCAGAACCACCUCAACAUCGCUCGUGAGCUCAGAGACGUCCAGAGUGAGGCGCGGGCUCUGGGCAACCUCGGCAACUUCCACUGCUCUCGAGGAGAGUUCCCUCAGGCCGUGCCCUACUACGAGCAGUACCUCCGCUUGUCCCCUGACCUCCAAGACAUGGAGAGUGAAGGGAAAGUUUGUCACAAUCUGGGUUAUGCCCACUACUGUCUGGGCAACUACCAGGAUGCCGUCAAAUACUAUGAGCAGGACCUAGCUCUGGCCAAGGACCUUCAUGACAAACUGAGUCAGGCCAAGGCAUACUGUAACCUCGGUUUGGCAUUCAAGGCCUUGGGAGACUUCACUAAGGCGGAGGAGUGUCAGAAAUACCUGCUGUCCCUGGCCCAGUCCCUGAACAAUGCACAAGCUCGCUUCAGAGCUCUGGGGAACCUCGGGGACAUAUUUGUCUGUAAAAAAGACGUGGCUGGAGCCAUUCAGUUUUACGAGCAGCAACUGGCCUUAGCUCACCAGGUUAAGGAGCGUAGGAUGGAGGCCUGUGCCUAUGCCGCCCUUGGGGCCACCUACAGACUUGUGCAGAAAUAUGACAAAGCUCUGGGCUACCACACCCAGGAGCUGGAGGUGUAUCAAGAGCUGGGCGACGUGCCAGGAGAGUGCAAAGCCCACGGUCACCUGGCAGCUGUCUACAUGGCCCUGGGGAAGUACGCCAUGGCCUUCAAGAGCUACGAAGAGCAGUUGGAGCUAGGACGGAGGCUGAAGGAUCCUGUCGUGGAGGCUCAGGUGUACGGAAAUAUGGGCAUCACUAAAAUGAAUGUAGGCGUGAUGGAGGAGGCGAUUGGCUACCUGGAGCAGCAGCUGGCCACUUUACAGCAGCUGAGUGGCAACGAGGCAGUAAUGGACAGGGGCAGGGCCUAUGGGAACCUGGGAGACUGUUAUGAGGCUCUGGGAGACUUUGAGGAAGCCAUCAAGUACUAUGACCAGUAUCUGUCAGUGGCCCAGAGCCUCAACCGCAUGCAAGACCAGGAGAAGGCCUACAGGGGCUUAGGCAAUGGACACAGGGCCAUGGGAAACCUACAGCAGUCGCUGGUGUGUUUUGAGAAGCGGCUUGUGGUGGCCCACGAGCUGGGGGAGUGUGGAGGCAAGGCUCAGGCCUACGGUGAACUGGGUGCACUGCACAGCCAGCUGGGAAAUUACGAGCAGGCUAUCUCCUGUCUGGAGCGUCAGCUGGCCAUUGCCCGUGAUACCCAGGAUAGACUGCUGGAGGGCGACGCCAGCUGCGGCUUGGGUGCUGUUUAUCAGUCUAUGGGAGAGUAUGAGACAGCCCUGCGAUGCCACCAAAGUGACCUGGAGAUUGCAGAGGAAGCGGGCAGCCCCACGCGCCAGGCCCGCGCCUAUGGGAACUUGGGCCUUACCUACGAGUCGCUUGGAAACUACGAGCGGGCGGUGGUGUUCCAGGAACAACAUCUAAGUGUGGCGGCUCAGACUAAUGACUUGGCUGCAAAGACACUGGCCUACGGCAGCCUGGGGAGAACACACCACGCACUGCAAAACUACUCACAGGCUGUCAUGUACCUGCAGGAAGGCCUGCGGCUUGCGGAGCAGCUGGCUCGGCGUGAGGACGAGGCAAAGAUCCGCCAUCGUCUUGGGCUCUCUUUGUGGGCCAGUGGGAAUCUGGAGGAGGCCCAACAUCAGCUCUACCGGGCUUCUGCACUGUUUGAGACCAUCCGCCAUGAAGCCCAGCACAGCACAGACUAUAAACUCUCCCUCUUUGACCUGCAAACCUCCUGCUACCAGGCACUCCAAAGGGUCCUUGUCAGCCUAGGCCACCACGAUGAGGCUCUGGCAGUGGCGGAACGCGGUCGUACACGAGCCUUCGCUGACCUCUUGGUGGAGAGGCAGACGGGCCAGCAGGACUCAGACCCCUACACCCCAGUAACAGUGGAGCACAUCUUGGAUACCGUCAACAGCCAGAGGGCCUUGGUGCUUUAUUUCUCCAUGGCUGCCGGCUACCUGUACAGCUGGCUGCUGGCUCCAGGAGCAGGCAUCCUGAAGUUUCAUGAGGUGUACCUUGGUGAGGGUGUAUCAGAAGGAGGGUCAGACUUCCAGGAAGGGGGUGGCGGCGGUGGGGUGGUCAGUGGCUCUUCAUUGGAGCAGCACAUUGCCAGCGCCCGUGAGGCUCUGGGAGUGGAGUCUUAUUACAGCAGAGGGUGUUCGAGCAGUGAGACAGAGAGCGAGGCGGGAGAUUUGUUGGACCAACAAUUUGAGGAGCUCAACAACAAGCUUAACUCCGUCACUGAUCCAACAGGCUUCCUGCGUAUGGUGUCCAGAAACAACCUCUUCAACAGGAGCUGCCAGAGUAUGACCAGCCUGUUCAGCAACACCAUGUCCCCUGCCAAAGAUGGUAACUCUUCCCUGCCUCGUCGCUCCAGCAACCUCGGAAAGCCUCCACUCCGGGCACUUUAUGAUUUGCUCAUUGCACCUAUGGAGGGGGGCUUGAUGCACUCCAGUGGGCCUGUUGGCAGACACAGACAACUGGUGAUGGUGCUUGAAGGAGAACUGUACCUCAUCCCCUUCGCCUUGCUAAAAGGAAGCUCUUCUAAUGAAUAUCUGUACGAGCGCUUCAGCCUCAUCGCUGUUCCGUCCAUCCAUGGCCUUGGAUCCAGUGCAAAGGCUCAUUCCCGCCGCCCUGGACCAGCUCCAUGUGGUGGUGUCUCAAUGGCAGCAGUGGUAGGAAACCCGAGACUGCCCUCCCCUGUGAUGGACCGCUGGCUGUGGGGACCCAUGCCUUCUGCAGAGGAGGAGGCUCUAAUGGUGGCUGAGCUGCUGGGCUGCCAACCCCUGGCCGGCUCGGCUGCCACCAAGGAAAGGGUAAUGAGCGCCCUCACACAAGCUGAGUGUGCCCACUUCGCCACCCACAUUUCCUGGAAAUUAGCAGCUCUGGUGCUCACCCCAAACCCUGAGGGCGUGCCCGGUGGGGCAAGUGCCAGCGUAGGAGUGGGAACAGUGGGGAGAGGUGCAGGGGGGAGGAGAGGCAGCAGUGGUCGAGGCAGGAAGGGCUCCAUUGGAAGCGGUUACACCAUCCCAGAGUCUCUCCACAUGCAGGAUGACAGCAGUGACGUGGAGAGCAUAUGUGACAGUCCGCCCCUGCAGGAGUUCCUGCUCACAGCUGCAGAUAUAUUGGACCUGAGGUUGCCUGUCAAGCUGGUGGUGCUGGGGUCGUACCAGGAGUCCAGCAGCAAAGUGACAGCAGAUGGUGUCGUGGGAUUGACUAGGGCCUUCCUGGCUGCUGGAGCUCAGUGUGCUCUUGUGUCCUUGUGGCCUGUCCCUGUCGCAGCCUCCAAAGUUUUCGUCCAUGCCUUCUACACUGCCCUGCUUAACGGGACCAAGGCUAGUGCAGCACUGGCAGAUGCCAUGAAGACUGUCCAGAGCAGCAAGCAGUACUCGCACCCGUCCAACUGGGCAGGAUACAUGUUGAUUGGCAAUGAUGUGAAGCUUAACAGCCCAUCUUCCCUCAUUGGCCAAGCUUUGGCGGAGAUUCUACAGUAUCCAGAUCGAGCGCGUGAUGCUCUGAGAGUUUUACUCCACCUGGUGGAGAAGUCUCUUCAGAGGAUACAGAAUGGCCAGCGUAACUCCAUGUACACAUCCCAGCAAAGUGUGGAGAACAAAGUGGGGGGUGUCCCCGGCUGGCAGGCCCUGUUGACAGCUGUGGGCUUCCGUCUCGACUCUGUGGGCACCGGUAUGCCCGCUGCAGUCUUCUUUCCCACUGCUGAUCCAGGAGACAGGCUCCAGCAGUGCAGCACCACUUUACAAUCACUACUGGGUCUGCCGCCACCAGCUCUCCAGGCUUUGUGCAAACUCAUCACAGCUUCAGAGGCAGGAGAGCAGCUCAUCAAUCGGGCUGUUAAAAAUAUGGUGGCAAUGCUCCACCAGGUGCUAGUUCAACUCCAGACAGGAGAGAAAGAACAGGAUUUCUCCCUCCUGCCCAUUCAAGUGUCCAUCAGUGUACAGCUAUGGAGGCUGCCAGGAUGCCAUGAAUUUCUGGCUGCUCUUGGAUUUGACUUGUGUGAGGUAGGCCAAGAGGAAGUGGUGCUGAAGACUGGUAAGCUAGCCAACCGCCGCACCUUGCACUUUGCUCUCCAGGCUCUGCUGGCGCUGUUUGACUCCACAGAACUGCCCAAGCGUCUGAGCCUGGACAGCUCAUCUUCCCUUGAGUCUCUAGCUUCAGCCCAGUCUGUGUCCAACCCCCUGCCCAUGGGAUACUCAAGCCUUCCUUUCUCUCCUCCUUGCCUGGACAAUCAGGCAUCAGAUGCCAUCUCUGUCUAUAGUCUCAGCUCUGUAGCCUCCUCCAUGAGCUUUGCUUCCAAGUCAGACUGUGAUUUCCUUAGUCAUCGGCAACGCAGUGGGGCCACUGCACACUACUCUAUCCACAAACACCCUCAUGUUCCCCGCAGUCGCUCCUCUCCUCAUGGGGCAGCUGCUGCUGCUGCAGUUGCAGGAGCCCGGGGGGACGAUGAGGAAUAUGAGGGCUUUUCCAUUAUCAGCAGCGAGCCUCUGGGAAGCCACUGUGACUCUCUGCCUCUACCACCAGGCCACAGCCAGCGCCACCACCGUGGAGGCAGGGGGGUGGUUGGCGGGUCCGGCACAGGGGCAGGGAGAGGCUACACUGUAUCAGUAUCAUCAAGGGGCAGUGUUAGCACACCUACAUCUCCUGUCAAAGCAUGCCUAGUGCCCAGCCCGAAUUCACCAUUCCAGAAGGUGGGUAAGGUGAGCAGCUCAGAUACAGGGGAAUCUGACCAGUCCAGCACUGAGACAGACAGUACUGUCAAGUCUCAGGAAGAAAAAACUGUCCCUUUGGAUCCUCAGGAGCUGGCCCAGAAAAUCCUGGAGGAGACUCAGAGCCAUCUACGGGCUGUGGGUAGUCUUCAGCGGGCUGGGCCAGAGGGUGCGACAGCUGCAGGAACCUCAACCCGGAGCAGCGCCUUCCGUUCCUCUGAAACUAGCGCAUUCAGCCGUCCUAACAGCAGUGCUAGUGGCCGAGCUCAAUCCUCCCCAAGACCCAAACCUCCCUCCCGUUCCUCUUCACUGCAGAAGAUAAGCUCUGGCUACAAUAGUCCUGCAAUCUCUGAGUCUUCCCAAAAGGAGGGCAGCCAUCCUUCGCCAACUCUAGACAGCCAUGCACAGUUCAAAUUAAAAUACCCAAGCUCCCCAUACAGCGGCCACAUCUCUCGUUCCCCAAGUAAUGUGUCUCCCAGUUCUGGCCACCAGUCUCCUGCUGGUAGUGCUCCAUCCCCUGCCCUGUCGUACUCCUCCACAGGUUCAGCCUGCUCUACAUCGGCUGAUGUCCCAGACUUGGACCGGCUUAGAAGAGGGGUGAUUGAUGAAAAAGUCCAAGCUAUCCACAAUCUGAAGACCUUUUGGGCUAAUGCCGCCGCCCAACAACAGCAACAUCUAGGUCCCGUCAGAGCCAUCCACGGCGCUCCUGGAGCCCUUGCUUCUGCCAGUAGGGACGUACUGAGCCUUCUGAACCUCUCACCACGCCAUUGCUCCCCUAACGAUACCCAAGACAGCCUGGAGCUGCGGGAGCUGGGGCUGCAGUCACUAGAUAGGGGCAGCAAGAACUCUUCCAAUGGACACCACUGCUCCAAUCCCAGAAAAGUGGCCCCAUCACCGACUAUUUCCACAAGCAGUAGCCCUGGUGCUCGUUCUAUCCGACUACCUGCUGGCAAUGGAUACAAGUUCCUGUCGCCUGGAAGAUUUUUCCCUUCCUCUAAAUGCUGAGACAUUUACAAGGGUCCUAUACUUUUAUCUAUCAUUUACUAUCCUGUGUGCUGGAGGUGUGGGGCACUUUUUUGAGGACCACUAUUGGUCCACCAAGCUUGACUUACAGUGAGAAGGAUUCGAUUGGUCAGUGAGUGUGAUCCCGCAGAGGCACAUGAAUGCUUUAGAGGGUGUCUUGUCUUUGUGCCCAUAACAAUGUAAAUGGCAAUGAGAAAUACUCAACGACCUGAUACUGUGUUUGUGUGUAACUGUGUGUCAGGUAGAUGUAAAUGCCAUUUGGUAUUUUUCUUUGCUGUUUGUGUGGGCCAAGAUGCAACAGCUAUGACUGAUUUCCUCCAUUCUAUUUUUUUUGUUUUGUUUUUAAAUUGAAUGGUUAUUGUUAUUAUUGUUUGUUAUUGUUAUUAAUAUUAUAAUAAUUAUUAUUAUGUUUUGUAAAUUAAUUCCAGUGUUUCACAAUCAGUAUUAAGCGUUUUUAUAUUAUUAAAAAGUGAACAAACCUGUACCAUGUAAAGAUGGAUAGAGUGGAGAAAAAAAGAUUUAAUAUUUUUUAUUGAAAUCAAAAGGGCAUUUUGCCUGAUUUCUUUGUGAAUUGAGUGUCUGCUCUGAAGCAUGGAUUCUCUUGCUAUUCAAUGUUAAGUACCAUGUAUGACUUUUUAGCCCAUGAUUUUUUGAGAUUAAACAUGAACGUUUCAUGACAACCAUCUGUCAUUUAUCAGUAAACUGUUUCAAUAAAAAAAACAUCAU